AUGGCUGAUGUAUUAGGUUUAUUGGGGAAAGAGCAACGGUACACCCACCCUUUCAAAUGUAUGCAUCUCAAAACAUUACAGAACGUACGUGAUAUGGAUCGAACUGUUGAAAUGGACAAGGAAAGUGUAAAGAUCUGGGAUGUUAGGAAUGCAAGUCUGCGGAGUUUCGCAUGUGACAGCUUUUCAAGCUUACAGCGAAUUAUUUCCGAAAAUACUGGAAUACCACCAUUGCAACAGUUACUCCUUCUUCAAAAUAUGAAACUUGGAAACAACAAUUGGCGUCUGUAUUCCUCCGCCACUUGGUAUUUGUUUUCCGUGAACGAACCCUCACGUAGAGAAAUAGAAGACACACCUUUAACCUCUGCCAUUACCUGUAACCCAGAUGGCCUUGGUGCAUAUAUGGAUAUGCAAAAGGAACUGACAAAUGCAAGGUUCAUGCAGAAGCAUCUAGUUGAAGGAACGGGCACUUUAAGAUGUUUUGCUGACGAUGAAAGUAAAAUAGUCAAAACGAAAAUUCAAGAUACACAACGACUAUUCCUCGAAUGCCAGAAAGGUGUUGACGGUCUACUGCCAUUGUUAGAAUUUGCUUGGAAGAAUUGGGGACUAGAAGACUGUGGGUACCUUCGUGAAUUGCAGGAAGUGCAGCAAAAAUAUUCGUACUUUUUAAAGCAGUGUGAACAGCAUGAUGUGGAACUUACCAAAUGCAGGGGACAUCCAAAGGAGGAUUUAAACUGUAAAGAAGCAUUUAAUUUCUUCGAGAAGCACCGGCUAGAGGCUGAAAUGAACAUGGCACGUUUUGAGAGAUUGAUGGUCCUUUCAGGAGGAAAAGCUGCCAUGGUGACGAAAAGGGCUUGGAAAAUACUGGUUCGUACCCUGGAGAAAUUAUACAACGAUCUGGAGGAUAUUUACUCACGAUCGUCAAACGCAAACAGUUUUGAAAUCCAGAAGCUCAAUGUCAUUUGGAAAAUCAGGAAAAACGUUGAUACGUAUUCUGAACAUCACUCGCAACUAACCGAAACUGUUUCUAAGUGGCAAGCCGAUCUGGAACGUCUGAAGGGAAGAUGGCUUAAUGGCUUUGAAGACAUAUCUAAAUAGGAGACCUUAUUGAAAACCAAGUUGGAAUACACAAAACAAUUAACCGUUAUCGUAA
Messenger RNA from Haliotis rubra (blacklip abalone), 1150 nucleotides. RefSeq lists its product as uncharacterized. The record is from RefSeq and is a predicted model, not a curated record. The transcript has 10 exons. Bases 1 to 1095 code for a protein of 364 amino acids. NCBI's taxonomy places the organism in Eukaryota, Metazoa, Mollusca, Gastropoda, Lepetellida, Haliotidae.